Molecule: messenger RNA, 1689 nt
Organism: Glossina fuscipes
Lineage: Eukaryota; Metazoa; Arthropoda; Insecta; Diptera; Glossinidae
Product: coiled-coil domain-containing protein 47
Exons: 4
Coding region: 162-1592 (476 amino acids)
Biological process (GO): endoplasmic reticulum calcium ion homeostasis
Cellular component (GO): endoplasmic reticulum
Molecular function (GO): calcium ion binding
Source: RefSeq, a predicted model, not a curated record
ACUGCAUAAAUUAUUAAGCAAAACGUAGCGCAUAAAUAAAAGAAAAAGUAUAAAUCGUAUAUCUUUUGAAAGAACCUAUCCUCGGCGGGCAUUGAAUGAAACCAGGAGCAAUACAAAUUUUAGAUUAUGUUAAAAACAUCUUGAGCAAUUUCCUUUAAAAAAUGAUGCAUGAAAAGAAUGCCAAGUUUAUAGUGCUGUGUUUAAUGCUUACGCAAUGUUGCUUGAGUCCAGCUGCUACUGCCGAUUCCUCCUUUGAAGAUAAUGACUUUGCAGAAUUUGAAGAUUUCGAUAGUGAUGAUGAUUUUGUGGAAGUACAACAAUCGAACGUUGGGCCCCAAUUAUCUACAGCGGAAGAAAUCCCCACUUUGACGGAGAAAGGCCUUAAAAGGGAUCAUAGUAUUCUAGAGGAUGACGAUGAUGAUGGCAUUGUAGAAGAUGAGGACGAGUUCUUUAAGGACGAGGAGGAAUUCGAGGGUUUCGAUUCACCUGAUAAAGAUGACGAGGAUUUGGACCAAAAAACAGAGCCUAAGCUAACCGUGGCCAAAAUACCGAUGCAUUUUAGAACUCAUUGGGAUUCUUAUUGGAUGGAAAUGCUUAUGUUAGCUGGUUUAAUGGUUUAUUUCAUUAACUUUUUUGCCGGCAAAGCAAAAAAUGCAAACUUAGCUAAUCGGUGGUUUAACACGCAUCGGGCGUUGCUUGAUGAUAAUUUUGUUUUGGUGGGAGAUGAUGGCAAAAUGGAUAAUGAAAAAAAUGGCUUGAUAAAAGAAAGCGAGAGUCUGUAUACCUUAUGGUGCUCAGGUCGUACUUGCUGCGAAGGUAUGCUUGUUGAGUUGAAAAUGAUAAAACGUCAGGAUGUGGUGUCAUUAAUGGCUGGAUUAAUGCGACCCCAGCAAGAUCAAAUUCACAUAAAAAUUGAUCUAACACGCGGUGUAAUGGACACAUUUGUUUUCUUCGUGGGCACAAAAAGAACUGUUACUAAAGUUUUUAAGGAAUACUCGGACUUGAGCAAAUACUGCACUCAAGUCAGUAAGCCAGAGAUACGUUAUAAUGUGCCAAAUGGUUUAAGCGUACUUUCUGAAAUACCUGAGGCUACUGCUGCUAUAUUAGAGAAUCGUGUCAUAAUUACUUUAACUAAAUAUCAACAAUAUAUUGAUUACCUACAUAUAUCUGAUCAAUUCAGUGGUCCAGUGCAGCAAGAAGAUGCAAAUACUCUAAAACAGCCCGACACCAAACCUAUUUUAUGGGCUGGUUUUAAUCUACCAAGAGAGGGGAAUAUGGAAGCUGUUAAGCCUUUAUUUAUUCUUAUAUUCUAUUUAAUGGAACGACUGAAAACCUAUCGCAUGUCCAAAGAGGGAAAACAAAAAGCUGAACGUAAUCGUUUGCGAGUGGAGGAGGAAUUUUUAAAGAGUACUCAUGCUGCACGUGCCGAGGCUGCAGCUCAACGACGUGAAGAAAAGCGAAAACAAGAGAAAGAACGGGUCAUGGCUGAGGACGAUCCCGAAAAGCAACGUCGAUGGGAGAUGAAGGAACAGAAGCGUCAAGCCAAAAAGAAAGCUCCCAAAAUGAAACGUUUAGCCGUCAAAUCUCUAUAAACCCACGUCACAAUCCUUAAUAUGAAUGAAAAGUCGAAAGAAAUUUAUUGAAAAGAUUUGUUUUUAUUUACGGAAAAGUGAACAAAUGAUACAUUGA